AUUUUCGAGUGCCACCACUAUAUCUCGGGAAUCAUUACAUUAUAAAUUUAUACAUAAAUAUAUGCCUAUUGUAUUCGGAGUUUGGAAGACGGGUAGAUUUAUGAUGGCUUCCAUGUCAGACAACGGGAUAGUACUAAAGGAAUAUCAAAAAAAAUUGAAAACAAUGAAAAAGAAAUAUUUUGUUUUAUACAAAGAAACAACAAAUAAGGAAGCAAGAUUGGAAUAUUAUGAUACUGAAAAGAAAUUUAUUCAAAAUGCUGUACCAAAACGCACUAUAUAUGUGAAAAAUUGCUUUAAUAUAAAUCGUCGAAUCGACACGAAACAUAAGUAUGUCUUAGCCUUAUCAUCAAAAGAAGGCGGCUUUGGGAUCGUCUUGAAUUCCGAAGAUGACUUACAAAAAUGGUUACAAAACUUGUUAUCUAUCCAACGAGAAAAUUUAAACGGAACAGAAAACGUUUAUACAUCUUAUGAACAUGUUUGGCAAGUUGUUGUCCAAAAAAAAGGCAUGUCUGUAAGUGUUGGGAUCACCGGAAACUAUCAUUGCUGCCUAACUUCGAAGUCACUAACAUUUAUGUGCAUUGGAGCGGAAAAGUUGCCAAAUGGAGACGAUCGAAUUGUAAAAGUUGAAAUACUUUUAACUACGAUAAGAAGAUGUGGUCAUGCCUCCCCUCAAAACAUUUUCUUUAUGGAACUUGGGCGACAGAGUGUUUUGGGGUCCGGUGAACUUUGGAUGGAAACAGAGGAUGCUGCAAUUGCUAAGCAAAUGCAUGAUCAAAUAUUAAGCGCAAUGUCAGCUAAAACGGAGUCGAAUAUGAAUUUUUUAAAUGUACAAAAAGGCAGUUCUGACUUGAGCAGCGAACCAAUGAGAAAACGAUCUUCAUCGGCAAAUGAGGCGUCCAAGCCCAUUAACGUUUUACAAAAACGUCAACAUCCUAUUGAAACAAGAAGUAGUUUUUCACCACAAUACUUUACUCACAACAGCUAUGGGCGCGAACGAUGUGACAGCUUACCAACUAGAUAUCGGACGUUGAGUGAAUGCAGUAAUCAAACUUACAUUGCAUUGAAGCAUGCGCAGCGAUGUAACACGAUAUCUGGAUCCCGAUCAUAUUUAAUUCAAAGACACAGUGACAGCCCACCAACACAUUCAAUGAAAUGCUCUGAAAGCGAAGAAUCGUCAAUAAGUAUUGACGAUACGUAUGACAAAUCCCUGCUUGAUGCUUAUCGAAUAAACUCAAUAACCUCUAAGGCAAUGAUUCCCGAAGAAAAUAUUGAUGAUGAUUUUUCAGAUAGUAACAGAGUGUCUCGAACAAGUGUUACUGGCCAAAUCCAAGGAUUAAACAAUUUACAAAAUGUUAUCGACAAAGACUCGAAAAUGGAUUUUGCCGACCACUUAUCUGAACUAUUAGUACAAGAUGGCGAUAUUGAUAACCAGUGUGAUCGUCCCAGUCGAGCUUAUUCAAUUGGAAGUAAAGUAGAGCACUUAAAACGGAAUAAGCUUCUUGGAAAUAUAAAUGAAGUAGACAAUACAUCACCGCGGGUUCGAGCGUAUUCGGUUGGAUCAAAGUCAAAUAUACCACGUUGUGAAAUUCAGCGAGGUGUUGUCUCGAAAUUAAAAAAGGGACACGUUCAUAAAGGAAGCAUAUGUAACGUAGAUGGGCAAACAUGCAGUGAAAGGUUUGGAUACAAUUCUUCAAAGGAAAUGAAGUCUACGAGUGCACCUCUUUUAAAUGUAAGAAAUUAUAUUAGUCCAGUACGCAUGAGUGAUUUAAUGGAAAUCGAUUUUUCCAAUGGCACCGCAACAUCCACUACUUCACAACAACAAUUAUCGUUAAACAAUUGUCAAGUACCUAAAAUUGUGCAAACUGAAUCCCAAUUUCAUAAAAGUACUCCUAUCGCAAAUCCAAGUUUAAAUGGAAAUAUCAGGCUUACUGAAAUGCUCAGGCAAAAUGACUUGAUAAAUAAAUUUAGAAUACCUAAAUCAGUAGAAACCUCAGAUAGUGGCUAUUUAGAAAUGAAACCAGUUAGUAUGGUAAACACUUCCUUUAAACAAAUAAGCAUUGAUGAAGACCAGAUUGAAAAGUUGAGGGUGCAAAGUCAAUGCGUCUUAAAAUUGCAGACAAAAGAGGAUGAAGCUAAAAAUGAUAACAUUUGCUCUGAAGAGUCAGAAAAGAGUGCAGAUUUGCCAGAGUCUCAAUAUAAAACAAACUUCAAUUUAAAUAAAUCUGAAAAUAUUGAGAAAUCCCACCCCGAAAGUGAUUUGCAUACCAAAAUGGUAAAAAAGAAAAUGGAAAAUACAUUAUUAAAUUUUGCCUUAGAUAUAAGUAAUGCAACUACAGCUGGAAGAAAGUUGAUACAUUCGAUUAGUAACGAAGACUACACGAAAAAUAUAAGUAAAUCAAAUGCAGCUGAUACAAAAGAUGUCGGCUACCAAAUUCUUCAAAUCAAAAGUGAUAGUUCUCUAAUUUCAAAGAAUAAAAAUCAAAGGCCAUCCUAUAAACCACAAUGUGGUCGACAAUUUCUGCUAGAAGGUGUAAAUAAGGUGGAUAGAAAAGAGCAAAUUUUAAAUACAAACCCUAAAUGUAAUUUGUUAAAUGAAAAAGAUACCAAUACUUUAAAUGAGGAGGCAUUAUCGGAUAGUGUUCUAAAUAAGAAUGAGACUAAACUAUCUUCAGGCGUGUGCGAAUAUGAACUUUAUUAUGCAAGUUUGGACCUUCCACAGAGUAGCGGACAAUUGGCAUCAAAUUGCCUUAAAAAAGUCUCAUGUGAAUCUCCGCCAAUUCCAAUUUGCUUUGAGAACAACAGCUCAUAUGCAAAAAUUGAUUUUGAUCAAUCUGAUUCAUCGUCUGCUUCAUCAAAAAUUUGUAAUAUCUAAAACCUAAUAUAAGUAUAAAUAAA
This is a messenger RNA of Drosophila hydei, 2895 nucleotides long. It is a transcript of the gene chico, whose product is annotated as insulin receptor substrate 1. Gene Ontology annotation, biological process: insulin receptor signaling pathway. The transcript is spliced from 9 exons. Gene Ontology annotation, cellular component: plasma membrane; cytosol. The record is from RefSeq and is a predicted model, not a curated record. The coding region runs from base 62 to 2872 and encodes 936 amino acids. Gene Ontology annotation, molecular function: insulin receptor binding; phosphatidylinositol 3-kinase binding. NCBI's taxonomy places the organism in Eukaryota, Metazoa, Arthropoda, Insecta, Diptera, Drosophilidae.